This is a messenger RNA of Bactrocera oleae (olive fruit fly), 1782 nucleotides long. RefSeq names its product protein Nazo. Lineage: Eukaryota; Metazoa; Arthropoda; Insecta; Diptera; Tephritidae. The record is from RefSeq and is a predicted model, not a curated record.
GUGUGAUGAACCGAAACUGAGGUUUUUAUUUACAACAAAUUUGUUUUAGAGAAGUAAAUAUCAUUUAUUUUCAUUAUUACUUGACAAUUUUCAAAUAUUUUGAACUUAAUUUAAAGAAUUAAUCUAUUAAUAUAAAAUCAAUCGUUUGUUAUUUGAGGUUGACUUAACUUAAAGACUUAACGAAGAGUCUGAAAUUGUUAACUCCGUGCAAUUUAACUUGCAGUGACAUUUUCAUUUUGUGACAUUUGGCUUUUUAUUUAAAACGCAAAUCAUGGGCUUGUUGUAUUGUGUAAACCUACAAGUAGCCACAGAAUCAGCUGUUUUCAUAUGUGUGUGAAACAGCCGUGGUCACCUGAUCGAAUCUGCAUUUUUUGACACAGAGAUGUAAAUAAAAGGAACGUAUUGCAGUUUAACAACUUGUUUGUGAACAUGUAUUUGUAAUGGAGAAUAUUUUAGGGUACAUAAAUCAGGUUAAUGAAUAUUAAUUACAUUAACAAUUUUACAUUAACAAUAUAAGUUGAAAUAUUCAAAAUGAUUUCAACAAAAACCAAAAUAUUUAUAAAAAAUGAGAUACAAUUAAGGAACAAUAACAAUAAUCAAAACAAUCUACUAAGCAAUAAAUAAUAUAUACAAAAUAUUCUAAAUCACCGUUACACAGUUAUAUAUAUGAUAAAAUUGGAAACAUUUAAUAAUAUUUCGAAAAAAUAUAUAAUAGGAAUUAAAACAACCGAAAAAUAUUUGAAUAUGUACUAAAAACGUUCUUAAAGUUAUAAAUUUUAAAACAUAACACGGCCACACACUAAAGCAGAUUUGUUUCAUUUGGACGUUUUAGUAACAGAAUAUUGGUUGGCAACCCGUACCAAGUGUGACUUUAGUAGUAGAAUAUAAGUAGGCAACCCGUACCAAGUGGGACAUUUUUGCGUGUGGAUUAGUGAUAAUCUUAGGAUUGGGUACAUGUUGAUUUAUACAAUGUUUGUUGUGAUCCAACUGAAAACUUGUUUUUAAUUAAAUACACGUAAUCCUUAAAAAUUCAUCCAUAAACAAAAAUUUUUAAUUUACUAAAAUGCCUGUUGAUGGACGAGAACUGAUUAAGGCAAUUUCCAUCAUUGCAAAUGAACGUAAUGUGAAAGUGACAAUGAAACAAACAACCAAAGGAGCAAUGGUUUGUGCAGCAAGUGCUUUUGCAGCUGGAAUUCUGCUUGGACCUGUAGGACUGGCUAUUGGUGGCACAGCGGGCGGAUUGAUGGCUUAUAAAAUGACGAAUGGCACAUUCAGACCAUUGGCUGAUGUGUUACUAAACGAUUUAAAUGAUGACCAACAAGAGAGAUUGGUGCGACAUGUCAAUAAUGCUCUGGCUGAGUUCGCAAUCUCUGAUUUGGCAAUGCUCCUGCCGUUGUUAAUGAACAAUGCAAAUAUACAGCAGGCAGUUCUGAAAACAGUCACCAGUUUCGUAUCGAAUGAAUUGAGGUGUCAGAUCAUCGACUGACCUGUGGGUAUUUUAUGGAUUGCCAAGGACCAUGUCACAUUAUUAGGCACAAUAUUUCUUAAAAGUACAUUGUAUUUGGUAUUGCUUGCGUUUUAUUGCUGUAUUUUAUUUAUAAUAUUUCUUUAUGCCAACAUAUAUUUAAGAUAAAGAAAAGUGCAAAAACUAUGGCCAUUAGUGACAAGUAUAUACGAAGAUGGAACAUGUCAAUUAUAGGUAAUUUGUUGUAUAUGUUUAUUACCAUUAACUUGAGAGUGUAAAAAAGUACAAUUAAAUUUUUUUUCGCUAAAUUAAGCUAA